Messenger RNA from Cotesia congregata, 534 nucleotides. The record is from the annotation of a GenBank genome assembly. NCBI's taxonomy places the organism in Eukaryota, Metazoa, Arthropoda, Insecta, Hymenoptera, Braconidae.
AUGUCAUUCACAUCAAGACUUGUUUUAUUUGGUAGCUGUACAUUGACUGUCGGUAUAAUUGGCUAUGUUCAUUAUAAACAACAUGAUGAUAGAGAACAACUUCAUCUCGGUGUAGUUCGAGACAUCGAACGCCAGGAACGUCGAAAGGCAGAAAAUGUUUAUUUAUUAGAACAACAGAGAGAACUUACUAAAAAACUCAAACAUGUUACGUGUCUUGACGACAGUCUAAUGAGUUUGGAAAAACUUGAUCGAGCAUCACCGGAGCUGUGGCCGGAACAAACAAUUGAUCAAGUUCCAGGUGUUAAUGAAUUUAUUGCUCAGAAUUUAUCACCAAGCGAGCAAUCGUCAUGGUCUGCAUCGGGAAUUAGUACUGAUGAUAUGGCUCAAUUACAUCAACUAGGGAAUUUACCGGUAACCAGCCUCAUAGCAGAAGUUAAAAAACUCCAUGACUUGGCUUAUCAAUUAGGCCUAGAAGAAGCCAAAGAAAUGACUCGUGGGAAAUAUUUAAAUAUAUUUAAAAAUAAAGAAAAAUAA